AUGACCAAGCUCUUUCUUCUGAACAUACUCUUCCCCAGUCUUGCACUGAGCUUACAAUACGCGUUUCAAAGUCAUUUACUACAGUCAUACGGAUCCUUUAUUCAGAACAAUAUGCCCUCGGCGACAUCAGAAUGGCACGAUGGCGAACUGGCCGUGCAAAAGCAACUCAAAGUCCCUACAAGAGGAAAUCCAACGUUUCCAGGUUUAGCACCCCAAUAUGGCAUGCGAGUGAUGCAGUCGCCCUUGGUAGCUCUCGGAACGCUAGAUAGCGAGGGUCGCCCAUGGACUACAGUAUGGGGCGGAGACCGGGGCUUCGCGAGGCCAGUAGCUGAAGGCGUACUCGCGUUUAACAGCUCAGUUGAUACUCGCCAUGAUCCUGUUUUUAGAGCUUUGUGGGACGGGAUUGAUGACGACGGCGUGAAACAAGGCGCCAUUAACAGGCCAAAUGGAGGCGAAGGCAAGGGAAUGGCAGGACUGUCUAUCGACCUGGAGACCAGAGAUCGCGUGAAGCUGGUAGGAAACAUGAUUGCUGGUGCAACAGUCGAGGAAGGCAGGGCAGUACAGAUGGCCAUGGCUGUGACCGAGAGCCUGGGCAACUGUCCGAAAUAUCUCAACAAGAAGGAUGUUGUGCCUAAUGAUAUGGCACCAGAGCUUGUCUCGGACAAGCUGCCCUUGUCACAGGAGGCCCUAGAUCUGGUUGCAGCGGCAGACAUGUUCUUCUUGUCGAGCACAAAUGGGGUCACAAUGGAUACAAAUCAUCGUGGAGGAAGUCCUGGGUUCAUGAGGAUUAUCAAGAACGAAGACGGCGGGCUGGAACUGAUAUAUCCAGAAUUCUCUGGCAAUAGACUAUAUCAGACACUCGGCAACUUCAGAGUGAAUCCACUGGUUGGCAUCGCUAUUCCAGAUUACAACACAGCCAACGUUCUUUAUGCCACGGGCAGCGCAUCGAUACUUGUUGGUGAUGAGGCUUCUUCUUAUCUUGCAAGAACAAAACUUGCCGUCAAGAUUUCAAUUACUGCCGCAAAGUUCGUCAAGUCGGGACUACCUUUCCGAGGUGCGCUGGGCGAAUACUCGCCUUACAACCCUCCUGUCCGUCACUUGCUCUCAGAGCACGAUGCACAUAUUGCCGAUGCAUCAUCAAAUGGUAUCACGGCAAGCUUAACUAAGCGCGAAGUUCUUACGCCGUCCAUUGACCGAUACACCUUUGAGCUAUCUUCGACACAGCCUAUCAAUGCAUGGCACGCAGGACAGUAUAUCACCUUGGACUUUGAGCAGGAAGUGUCGAGUGGCUACAGUCACAUGGCCGAUCAUGAUCCUCAAAGUAUCAACGAUGACUACGUUCGAACGUUUACUGUGUCAAGCCCACCAGAGAACAGUAAGGAGGUACAAAUCACAACAAGGAAACAUGGCCCGGUAACGAACUUCCUGAGAAAGCACAACCCUCGUGUGCCUUUGGAGAUACCAGUGAUUGGCUUUGGCGGCGAAGAGGGUUUCCGCAUCCCUUUGGAAUCAAAUGGCUCUCAAUCUGUCUUUAUCGCCGCUGGUGUAGGAAUUACGCCUGUCCUUGCACAAGCACCAGCUGUACUUCAACACAAAGCUCCAUUUGCGCUGCUCUGGACUCUACGCUACGAGGACUUACCGCUCGCGACUGACACGUUCUCGAGAAUCCCAGGGCUGUCCAAUGUGACUACACUCUUCGUCACUGGUCAGCGGGAUAAGGUGGACUUGUUGGAGGAGGUCGAGCAGGCUGGGACACGGGUAGUAAAGCGACGAAUAACCGCUGAUGAUGUCGAGAGACUCAAGGGCCAAAACGCCCGUUUCUUUCUGUGCACAGCGCCAGCUCUGCUGGCUGCACUGGAAGGCUGGUUGCUGGGAGAGAAGGUUGUCUGGGAGGACUUUGGAUAUUGAGGACUGUAGCAUACAAAUUGAAGUACUUUACUGGUUCCG
Messenger RNA from Fusarium odoratissimum NRRL 54006, 1947 nucleotides. RefSeq lists its product as uncharacterized. The transcript is spliced from 2 exons. Lineage: Eukaryota; Fungi; Ascomycota; Sordariomycetes; Hypocreales; Nectriaceae. The record is from RefSeq and is a predicted model, not a curated record. Gene Ontology annotation, molecular function: oxidoreductase activity. The coding region runs from base 1 to 1908 and encodes 635 amino acids.